Passer domesticus (house sparrow) is the source of this 1877-nucleotide messenger RNA. RefSeq names its product RNA-binding protein 3-like. Lineage: Eukaryota; Metazoa; Chordata; Aves; Passeriformes; Passeridae. The record is from RefSeq and is a predicted model, not a curated record. Gene Ontology annotation, cellular component: spliceosomal complex. Gene Ontology annotation, molecular function: RNA binding; ribosomal large subunit binding. Gene Ontology annotation, biological process: positive regulation of mRNA splicing, via spliceosome; regulation of translation.
AUGGUCCUCUUCCACGCGCCCAAGGGGCGUGGCCAAAAGCAGGCAGCCAAUGGCGUGGCGGCGCUGCGGUCACGUGGGGGGCGGAGCUGGUUAAAAGCGGCGGGGCGGGGCGGGCGCGGCCUCAUUCCGGGCCCGUCCGGCGCCGCUCGGCCCCGCCCCCCCACGCAUGGCGGCGAGGAGGGGAAGUUGUUCGUGGGGGGCCUCAACUACGACACGGACGAGCAGGGCCUGGAGCAGCACUUCAGCUCCUUCGGGCCCAUCUCCGAGGUGGUGGUGGUGAAGGACAGGGAGACCCAGCGCUCGCGCGGCUUCGGCUUCGUCACCUUCAGCAACCCCGAGCACGCCAUCGACGCCAUGCAGGCCAUGAACGGGGAGUGCCUGGACGGGCGGCAGAUCCGCGUGGAUCAUGCCGGGAAAAUCGCCCGGGGGGUCCCGGGGGGGGCUUCGGGGGGCCCCCGGGGCCGGGCCAGGGGCUACGGCCGAGGAGGAGGCGACCGAGGCUACGGCGGGCCGCUACGAGGGGCGCAGCGCGGGGGGGCUACGGGGGGGGCCGGGACUACGGCGGCCGGCAGGGCGGUUACGGCGAGCGCUUCCCGUCGGCCCUCGUACCGCGACAACUACGACAACUGAGGUAGGGACCCCCAAACCGGGGGGACCCCCAAACCGGGGGGGACCCCGAAACUGACCCCAAAACUGACCCCAACACUGACCCCGAAACCGACCCCAAAACCGACCCCAAAACUGACCCCAAAACUGACCCCAAACUGACCCGGGGCACCCCCAAACACCCGGGGGUACCCCCAAACCGGGGGGACCCCCAAACCGGGGGACCCCCCAGACCCUGGGGCUCCCCUAAAACUGGGGGGACCCCCAAACCGGGGGGACCCCAAAACUGACCCGGGGCACCCCAAAACCGGGGGACCCCCAAAACCUGAGGGGGACCCCCAGAACUGACCCGGGGCACCCCUAAAACUGAGGGGCACAACCCCAAAACCAGGGGGGACCCCAGAACUGAUUGGGGCACCCCAAAAUCGUGGGGAACCCCAAAAUGUCCUGGGGCACCCCAAAAUGAUGGGGGACCCUACAAUCAUUGGGGGGGACCCCAAAACUGAUCUGGGGCACCCCGAAAUCGUGGGUGACCCUGAAACUGAUGAUGGAGCCUGAAAUGUUCGGGGGCAACCCCAAAAACUGAGCUGGGGACACCCCAGAAGUGACCAAGGACACCCCAAAACCCACCUGGGACACCCCAAAACGUUCAGGGACACCCCAAAAGUGACUGGGGGUACCCCAAAAGUCCCUGUGACCCCCAGAGCGUUUUUGGGUUUGCGCAAUUCCCUGAGCUCCCCACAAUCGAUUUUGGGGGUUUUAGGGGGUUUCAGAGCCCCCCAAAGUCCAUCUGGGGAGGUUUGGGGUCUCCCCAAUAUUUUUGGGGUCCCCCCCCCCGGAUUUAAAGGUUUGGGGGUUCUCAAAGCCCCAAAAUCCCCAUUUUGAGGAGCUCUCCGCAGGGAUUUUUGGGUUUUUUUGGGGGUUUUUUUGGGGUUUUCUGUGCUUGAGAAAAUUCUGAAUUUUGGGGUGACCUUUGACCCCUCCCCAAUUUAUUUUUGGGGGGUCCCGACCCUUCCAAAAGCCCCCUUUGGGGGGGUCCAGGACGAACCCAAAUGAAUUUUUUUGGGGGGGGGAUGGGAUAUUUUUGGGUUCCCCCCAUUUUGGGGGGGGGGGGGUCCCAGAAUUGCCCGAUUUUUGGGGUGGGGGAGGGGUCCCCCCAGCGCCCCUCCCCCACUGAUCUCCUUCUCGUCCCCAGCUGGAGCCUCGUGCUGGAUUUUGGGGGGGCCCCUCCCCCCCCCCGGGCCGCGGAUGGACGCCGAGGGGGGGAGGGG